ACAUGCGUUUAUAGGCAGCUCUUGACGCCAAAGAACCAAUACCUUGGAAUAGUGCUUUCACUAAAUCGUGUAAAGAGAAGCUAAAGAGAAGCUAAAGAGAAGCUAAAUAGACUUUCAUUUCAGUUUUUCAGCUAAUUACUUACUUCUGUAAACGAAGAUGUGCGCUACAGUAAAGAAAUUGCUGCUGGUCAUCUUCGUGUCGUCCCAGAUACUCAGCUUCGCCAUCUGCACUGACGUCACGCCACAAGAUGCACAGAGUCUGCUUCAGCAAGCUCUCCAAAACCCAGACAAAGACAAAAUAGAGCAGCUCGUCUCCCUGGCUUUUCAAGCCCGAGUUGGUCGGACACAGAGCAUUUCCAUGCCUUCGUCCACUGGCCAAGUGGGAGAUAUCGGAGGCCAGAGGAAAAAAAGAUCGUUCGACCCGAUUUGUCCUCAGCAACCCGACCAGUCGAGAGUGUACAAUUUGGGCUCCAACCCGGAGGGUUAUCCAUUAAAACCCAUCUCGGACGAGUUGACUAUCCGGUCACUUCCAAACUCGGACAUGUUGUUCCAAGCUCUGGCCAGGCAAGUUGUCGUCCCCGGUCAACCACCUCUCCUGGAGCCUCAGCCACUUCUGGAGAAAGGUAACGUAUGCCCCCAAGUGCUGAGUCAGCUGUGGACAUACAAUAGUGUCCAGUUCGGGAACAUCUUCUGUUGGGCGUUAGCCAAUUUCCAAGAGGAUAUCUUCUUCAACGACAAGUGCAUGGGCUCUGCGUGCAAGGGCUGCGGUCACAGCUUUGGCUAUAGCUUCUUCGACGAGACCCGCACAGUAUGCCUGCCUAUAUAUCGCACUGUGUCGCUUUGGGCCUUCUGUCCGAGCCUACCAGCCAACAACAGAAUAGUCAGGGACCGCAUCAUCCUUCCGUCCGACUGUUCCUGCACCGCCAUCAAAUGCCAGUCAACUUUUGGCAGAAGCAGCGGGUCGUUUGUAACGACAAAGAACAUCUAAUGGAGUCGAUGGACGUGGUGUUGACAGACAUACAGCCCGAUGAAAAUUGUACAUAAUAGUAAUAUCCUAAUAAUAUUAUGUGUCACGACAAGAUGGAAUCAGGCGCUCGUCAUUUUGGGGGGCAUAUUGAUCAAAGGCAUAAAAAAUGCAAACCUAAGUUUCCAAGGACAUUCAAGCUUUAGAAGUCACCAGACUUUGGCCGCCGUUUCUUCGCUAACAUUACCUCUGACAUCAGGAGACCCCCGACUUGUUCCAUUUCAAACAUCUCGACUUCUAUUCUAGACAAAUAGUAAUUUUUUUUCACCGAACGCAAGACAAAUAAACAAGCUUUGAGGUGAUACCUAUGUAAAUCCACACAUGAAUGUGUAUUGAAAUGGACGUAUAAGGUGUAUAGUCAAGACUCGAAAAAAUUAGAACGAUAUAAAUUGUCGAAAGGUAAAAAAGAUGCCAACGUUUUCGAUUCCAUUAUUUAGCUGAGCGCCUGAUUUCACCACGAUGCCACGCAUACGUCAUUUAUCACUAGAUCUAGUUUGAGUUAUCUUGUUAGAUUACUGUAGCAUUUUAAAAAAACCAUUAGUCCCAUAUGAGAGAAAAACAUACAAGAAAUGUUUCUUUUCUUUAUUCAGGCAUUAACCUAAUUUAAUCGCUAUUUGAUUCUACUCUGCUCUUUAUAAUAACUGCCUCAUUUUCCACAAAAUAAUAUCGUAAACAACGUAUCACCUUUAAAGUUUUGAAAUAAUACAAUUUUAGUUAAUUUUUUAACGUCAUCUGUUUGUGGUAAAGCUUUUUGAAAGCCUUUCAUUUCCUGGGUAUUUCCAAACAUCUUCAGAGAUCAAAUACAAAUGACCUUAUUGAAUUACAGAUCUCACCAUCUUUUUUUCUAUCUCUCGGUCUUUUUGCCACUGUCUUUUGUUAUCGCAGUUUCUCUUUCUUUGAUCCCACCGUAGCCCGUCUCACCAUCUGUCUCCCUUUCUUGUUUCUCUCACGUUCUAACUCUCUCUCUCUCUCUCUCUCUCUCUCUCUCUCUCUCUCUCUCUCUCUCUCUCUUUCUCUCUCUCUCUAUUUCUCUCUCUCUCUCUCUCUCUCACUCUCUCUCUCUCUCCCUCUCUCUCUCCCCCAUCUAACCAUGGGACGACUAUAUUUAACAAAAAUACACUGGUUUUAAUCAGUAUGUAUGCAUUUCUUUAAAAGGUCAUGUAAACAUGUUGGACGCAUUAUCACACAUUUCAAUUUAACAUUUAUUUCAUUAGAUACAUCUUUAUUUUAAGCUUUUUAAUAUGUAGUAAAUAAAGUAAAUAAAAUCCCCUAUGUAUUCCAGCACG
Aplysia californica (California sea hare) is the source of this 2310-nucleotide messenger RNA. RefSeq lists its product as uncharacterized. The record is from RefSeq and is a predicted model, not a curated record. Bases 158 to 988 code for a protein of 276 amino acids. NCBI's taxonomy places the organism in Eukaryota, Metazoa, Mollusca, Gastropoda, Aplysiida, Aplysiidae. The transcript is spliced from 6 exons.